Messenger RNA from Parascedosporium putredinis, 261 nucleotides. The record is from the annotation of a GenBank genome assembly. NCBI's taxonomy places the organism in Eukaryota, Fungi, Ascomycota, Sordariomycetes, Microascales, Microascaceae.
AUGGGCUCCUUGCACGCUGGGAGCUCCUUCUCGUCCACUGGACCCCUGCAAACGCUGUUGUCCAUCAAAGGCAAGUUCCACACAGACAAGCUCAAAGUCACUCUGUACCCCUCCGUCGCACACGGCAAGAACCACUCAGCCUCCGUGCUGUCGACCUCAACCUCAACUCUCUCAACUGUCGAGGCCCAAACAAUGGCCGGUAACGAACCCAAAGAGCACAUUUUCUUCUCGCCCCCAGCCAAAUCGCCCCAUCUUGUGUGA